Molecule: messenger RNA, 3079 nt
Organism: Exaiptasia diaphana
Lineage: Eukaryota; Metazoa; Cnidaria; Anthozoa; Actiniaria; Aiptasiidae
Product: E3 ubiquitin-protein ligase TRIM71
Exons: 2
Coding region: 795-2921 (708 amino acids)
Molecular function (GO): zinc ion binding; protein binding
Source: RefSeq, a predicted model, not a curated record
CUUUUUUGAAAUAGCUAUAUGUCGAUGAAACAGAUUUACUCUUUCCAGUAAUGUGGUUGACACGUUACGUCAGUUCACUGCGAGUUCAGAAAUUAAAACUCAGUGAAAUUAAGACUGAAUUGAAGAAACUAGUGAAGAGAUGAUUCUACAAUAUCAGUGAAGGAUCUCCGGAUAUUUGAAGAUCAGGCAUUAGGGACAAAAUUCAAUCCUAACUAUGAUUCAAUGAUUUGGUAUCUUUUAGUGUGAAUGCAAGGCAAAGAUAGGAAAUUUUGAGCGUGUUCAACUUUUGAUAUGGAAAUGUUAAUGUAUAAAAAGUUGGAAACUAGCCAUUAUCGAUAUAAUAUUUUCUGAUCAUUUAUGAGUUAGAAAAACUACCUGUACAUUACGCUAUUUUGGAAAAUUGCCGCAGAGGGUACACGUGGUUUUAACCCGAAGACCAAAAAAACUCUUGCUAAUCCACAACAAGCCCGCGUUGGAAAGUCCAGCUGCGAAAAAAAAACACAUUUCAACGACCAUCACAACAUUACAUUUCAGUUCUUGAGCCUGGUCGGUACUAAAACCAGUACGAAGAAAAUACCGGACAAGAAACCGACCAAGCGAAAAAUAUAAGUGACGCCGAAAAAUACCGUGACUUUCCCUAAAUCUCGCUGUACAAAGUCACGCAUUCUUACAACUCCGUGACUAGUUCCCGGAAUUGGUAAAAUCACGUGAUUUCUCGGAAGCUCGAGUCGAUUUUUAACUUGAAAGUUUAUUCCGUAGGCCAUAAAGACAUUCUUCAAAGCAAAUACGGCAAAAUGGAGUCAUUUCUCGAGGAUCUAAAGCUUCAAGUCCAGUGUUCUCUGUGUAAAGAGACAAUGGUUGAACCCAAGUUAUUACAAUGUUUUCAUACAUUCUGUAAGACUUGUAUCAAGACAAAUGCACAACUUGAUGGUCAAGUCAACAUCUUCAAGUGUCCUCAGUGUGACUCAUCAACCGAGCUCAAAGAACUCAACGACGUGGAAGACUUACAAAUCAGUCCCAUACACUCAAGAAUCGUGCAAGUCUUGUCAUUUGUUGAGAACCAGAAGGUUUGCUCAGUUUCUGCCAGCCAUAGCCAUGCAUUAUGGCAAUGUCUCGACUGUGAUCGCUCGUUGUGUUACGAAUGUCUAAACAGUCAUUCUAUAUUCACUAAAGAUCACAAAGUUGUUGCGUUGUCUGAGAUGACGAAGGAGGAUGUUGAAGUGAUGCUGAAAAAAGAAAGUCCUUGCAAAACACACGCUCAUCAAGACGUUGAAUUCUACUGCCAAGACUGUGACGAUCUUAUCUGUCUGCUUUGCUUAAGAGAUUGCCACAAAAAACACAAGAUAAUUUCACUACAGGAGUUCGCACAAGAUUCUCUGUCUCAAAACUUUGGAGAAGCCCAGAAACUGUUUGAUGACCAAGAGGAAAGACAACGCCAAGAGAAAAUUACAUUCCAAAUCAAAGAAACCUCAAGCGAGGCGCAAAAGCAGGUAAAGGAACUCACAAAGAAGCUGGUGAAAAAACUAACUGAUUGCGAACAGCAACUUUUAAAUGAAAUCCAAAAAAGCAUAACGAAGGCUGACAAGAAUUUACGCAUACUUCGUCACGCUCCAGCAGCACAAGAGUACAUCAAAUACUUCAUACAAAAUGGAACAGCAAGUGAAAUCUUUGACCUCCGAUCAGACAAAGAAGACUCGAAAACGUUCGCCUACAGACCAUUUGGGAAAUACAGAAUAGGGGUUGAGUUUAAACCCAAUGAAGGCCUUGAUGAACAAGUGAAUACUGGCUUAGGACUAGUAAGAGAGACAUUUGAAAAGGCAGACCCAAAUAUGUGCUCAUUUAAAGUUGAGCCCGAUGAAUUUGAGGUCAUGAAAAAAGCAACAUUGAAAGUGGUACUAAAUGAAGGGAAGCCCUGUGGCUCGUCCCUUGAUGAUGUGACAAUACACUUCAAAACCGAAAAAGAAGGCAGUGUAGAAGAGAAACGAGUGACAGACGACGGCCAGAUCGAAGUGACCUUUACUCCACGUGUUUCUGGUCAGUUGACAGCAAAGGUUCAAGUACAUGGAAAUCCUGUGUCCAACAGUCCACUAAUGAUGGAUGUCAAACCACAACACAUCAAGGAAAUGGCCACAUACUCAAAGUUACAAAUUGCCAUGAUUACAGGAGCAAAAUGUCCUUCAGGUGUUGCAGUAAAUAAAACCAACACUAGGAUAGCUGUAGCUGAUCGGGCCUUACAUUGCGUAAGAGUGUUCAACAUGGAUGGGGAUUUGCUAUUGUCGUAUGGUAGUGAAGGAAGAGAGGAAGGACAGUUGUGCAGACCAGAAGGUCUAGUAUUUCUUAAUGAAACAGAUUUAAUCAUACAUGAUUCUGGUAAUUAUGGUAGAAUAUGCAUGGUGGACACACUUUUUGGUAAAUUCCUGAAAACCAUAGGAGGUGGCAGUGGUAAAAUUGUUAAGGGUGACCUUAACAUAAUAACAGUCGAGAUUACUAACUGGUGGACGAGAUCUGGUGGUUUCGAAUUCCUGUUGUUCACAAAUAAUAUUGAUGAUAAAUGUGACGUUGCCAUUGCAAGAAGAGGGCCUCAUUGCGCAAUCGCGCACAAUGGCCUGCUCUACCACAGUAAUGGAUCAUGGGUACAAGUUAAACAUUUUAACUACCAUCUUCUCCAUUGGGAUGAACAAACCGCUGUAACUACAAUCACUACUAAUCGUCAUCCCAUAGGUGAAUUUAACAAUCUCGCUGUUAAUGACAGCAAUCUUUUUGUGUGCGAUAGAGAAUCACAGAAAGUUCACAAGCUUACACUUGAUGGUCGUUAUCUAGGAGCGACAUCCUCUUUAAGCUCGGCCCCUAAGUACAUAGCAGUACUAAAUGAUGGUCGGAUUAUCUGCACUACAGAUGAAGGACGGGUAUUGUUCUUUUAGACUUGGCUUAUACAGCAUAUGUCUUUUUAUGUCAAACAUUAUAUCAUUAUACUAAAUAUAUAUGAAUCAGUGAAAUCCGACAGUCCUGAAACAAAAUAAUUGGUAUAUACUCGGGUACUCAACGUCUAUAAUUAAAACGGCAUACUUCACAUGUUCUG